CAAGUAGAAGAGAAACGAAAAAAUUUUCACCAACUAGGACUUCAUCAGAUUAGCACAAAAAAAGUGUUAAAAUUGUUUAGAAAAUUAUAUAAAACUGUGAAAAGUCAAUAAGUAAACGUGCAAUAAUGAAUAUAUCAUAAAAAAAUAAAGAAUUUACGACGCCAGUGAAGGUAGUAAAAAAUUUGCAAAACCUGGUAGUGGGCAGAGUGCAAUAAGAAGAUAGUAAAGAGAAGGCAAAGAGCAAUCAGUAGUGCAGCGCCGAGCAAUAGUCAAAAAGGCAAUACGGUACAAGGCGAGCAAGUGAAAAAACGGAGGCAGUGCACGAAAGUGGUUAAAAAGAAAUCUGAAGAAGGAGUAUACGGAUAGCAAAGAAACGGAACUAAAAAUAGUGUGGACAUAAACGAAACAUUAUUAAAAAUACAAUAAAACCCAAAUUACGCAGGCACAGUGAAUUUUAUAUACCAGAAAAAUAAAUUCACCCGUCAAAAUAAACCAUACAGAUAGAGAUAUAGCCUUUAUUUGGUAGUCUAGUGGCAAAUAUAUCUGCUCAAAUCUUGAGCAUUAAUAUCUUAAGAAGCAUAAGUGAAAGCAGUUUAAAAUAAAAAUAUGUCUUCGAAUAAUCAAUCAACCGUCAGUCAAGGUGUGAACCCGAAUCCAAAUUCCACGACGGCUUCUGCAAGUGGGGCAACAAGUGCCGUUUCGGAUCAACGCAAUGCUCCAACAGACACCCAGACUUCUGGAGGCAGCAGCAGUGGUACAACGGCUGCCGGUGGGCAAGCAGAUAGUCCAACACGCGUUGCGAAAACACCUGCUGUCAAUACAAAGGAACGUGUUAUUGACAAUGUUCCAUUUCCACCCAGCCACAAGUUAACUAUGGCAGAGGUGUUUGAUCUGCGAACUGGUAAACCAAACCAUGACAUACUAAAACAGCACUUCAUUCUUGAAGGUCGCAUAGAGGAGGCACCUGCAUUACGAAUAAUUCAAGAAGGCGCUGCAUUACUGCGCCAAGAGAAAACUAUGAUAGACAUUGAGGCGCCUGUGACUGUAUGCGGCGAUAUACACGGACAGUUUUAUGACCUCAUGAAAUUAUUUGAAGUGGGGGGGUCGCCUGCCUCCACCAAAUACCUCUUCCUUGGCGACUAUGUGGAUCGAGGCUACUUUAGUAUUGAGUGUGUUUUGUACUUGUGGUCACUGAAAAUAACCUACCCGAAUACAUUAUUUUUGCUACGUGGCAAUCACGAAUGCCGUCACUUAACAGAGUAUUUCACCUUCAAGCAAGAAUGCAAGAUCAAGUACUCGGAACGUGUGUAUGAUGCAUGCAUGGAGGCUUUCGAUUGCUUACCGCUAGCAGCACUAAUGAACCAACAAUUUCUGUGUGUCCACGGUGGCUUGUCCCCGGAAAUUCACGAGCUAGAAGAUAUACGCCGUUUGGAUAGAUUUAAAGAGCCACCAGCAUUCGGUCCAAUGUGCGAUCUUUUGUGGUCAGAUCCCUUAGAAGAUUUCGGCAAUGAGAAAAAUUCUGACUUCUAUUCGCACAACUCAGUGCGUGGCUGCUCAUAUUUCUACAGCUAUGCAGCCUGCUGUGACUUCUUGCAAAAUAACAAUCUAUUAUCGAUUAUACGUGCACACGAGGCGCAGGACGCCGGCUAUCGUAUGUAUCGCAAAAGUCAAACCACUGGGUUCCCCUCAUUAAUUACCAUCUUCUCGGCACCGAAUUACUUGGAUGUGUACAACAACAAAGCGGCAGUACUGAAAUAUGAAAACAAUGUGAUGAAUAUAAGGCAGUUCAACUGCUCACCGCAUCCCUACUGGCUUCCGAAUUUCAUGGACGUAUUCACUUGGUCUUUGCCCUUCGUGGGCGAAAAAGUGACCGAGAUGUUGGUGAAUGUGUUGAAUAUUUGCUCGGACGAUGAACUUAUGACCGAAGAGAGUGAAGAGCCAUUAUCCGAUGAUGAGGCGGCGUUACGCAAAGAAGUCAUUCGAAAUAAAAUUCGUGCGAUUGGAAAAAUGGCGCGCGUCUUCUCAGUGCUACGUGAAGAGUCUGAGUCGGUAUUGCAGUUGAAGGGAUUAACACCAACCGGUGCACUGCCACUGGGUGCACUCUCUGGUGGCAAACAGUCAUUGAAGAAUGCGAUGCAAGGCUUUUCGCCCAAUCACAAGAUCACUUCAUUCGCCGAAGCCAAAGGUCUGGACGCGGUGAACGAGCGUAUGCCGCCGCGACGUGACUCGACGCCAUCGCCAGCCGAGGAGGGACAAAAAUCAUUGUCAGCAGCCGCUGCUGCAGCGGCGAAUGCCAAUGCCAACGCCAAUGCGAAUUCAAUCAAUGGAUAAUUCUAAGUCCACAGAGUUUUAGUAGAUAUGUAGGCCAAGUGCCGGCACUCAACGUUACGUUUCAUAACAACAUUGUAUUUGUACUACGGGUAAUAAAGGAAGAAAGCGUAUUAAGCCAGCUAGAAAAAAAAAUUAAACAAUACAAAUAGGAAAAAAGAAACAAACGAAGAAAAGGCAGAGUAGGAAAAGGAACGUAACUUUUAGGUUUAGGAAAAGCAAGCAAAAGUUAAGCAAAGAAAUAUCAAAAUGCAAGUUGAAUGAAUCGUGGAGUUGUGUCAAAAGUAUAACAGAAACAUAUAGAAAAAAAAAUGAAAAUAAAAAAACAACAACAACCCGAAAAGAAUAAAAAAAGCAAAGCAUAGAAAAUUAAAUUACAAAUAUAUCUCGUCGUUGUUAUUUCAUCUCGUCCCACUUUCGAUGCACGGUUGUACGCGAAUUAAAUUACUGUGAUUGUAACGGUAAUGCAUGCAUUUUUUAAAUUGCGGCAUGUGCGAAGCUCUAUUGGCGAUCAAUACAAGUAUGGGACAGUAAGGAGAUUCGUGUUUGAUAUACGAGAAUACGAGUAUGUAUGUUUGUCAUCACACGUAGAAACAUAAGUAUGUACGCAUACUGUAAAUGCAACUGGUGCAUGAUCGUUAGGGUGCCUCACCAAAAAAAGUUGCGGAAUUAUAAAAUUUAUUAAAUAUAUUUUAAAACUUCUGCCACCGAUUUUAA
Molecule: messenger RNA, 3045 nt
Organism: Rhagoletis pomonella (apple maggot)
Lineage: Eukaryota; Metazoa; Arthropoda; Insecta; Diptera; Tephritidae
Product: serine/threonine-protein phosphatase 2B catalytic subunit 3
Exons: 1
Coding region: 607-2331 (574 amino acids)
Biological process (GO): calcineurin-mediated signaling
Cellular component (GO): calcineurin complex; cytoplasm
Molecular function (GO): calmodulin binding; calmodulin-dependent protein phosphatase activity
Source: RefSeq, a predicted model, not a curated record